ACCAAACAAAACCACAGCAAAGAAAUACAAAGUUUCCUUAUACUACAUAUCACACUACGCCAUGAGUGUUGCAGUCAAGGUUUGCGGCCAAGUACCCGCUGUGGAGAAGUGGAUUAAAAUCCCCGAUGUUAGUGGCCACUGCGUGCAAGAGGUCGCAAAGCUUGCGGUGGAACAGUUCAACGUUCAACAUGGACACAGUCUUAAAUACGAUAGCAUUCAUGAAGGUUGGUAUUGUGAACUGGGUCAAAACAACCUAAAGUACCGUCUUCAUAUUAGGGCGAUAGACUUUCUUCAACGCUCUCUCUUGUAUGAAGCACUUGUGUUCGAAGAGAAACCUAAGCUUGAAAGAAUCAGAAAGUUGAUAUCUUUCCUCUAUUUGUUGAAUGGUGGACACUAUGUUGGGCCGGUGGAUCCACCCCAAGUGGAGAAGUGGAUUAAAAUUCCUGAUCUUCGAGUGCCAUUUGUGCAAGAAGUAUCAAAGUUUGCAAUAGAUGAGUACAAUAAAGGUGGAGAAGGCUUAAAAUACGUUGAAAUCUACGACGGUUGGUAUGCAGAGAUGGGUCAAGACAACAUAAAGUUUCGCCUUCAUGUUAAGGCGAAAGACUGCUUGGGACGUUUGCGCAACUACGAGGCUAUUGUUCUUGUUAAGCAGUUUUUGUCGAAGAAAAUCAAGAUUCUCGAAUCUUUUAAGGUUUUGGAUCAAGGAAAGGUUUCGCCUGGUUGGAACCAAAUACCAGAUGUUAAGGAGCUUGGCUUGCAAGUGGUUAUAAAGUUUAUUGUGGAACAGAUCAAAAUUAAAUUUGGAGAUAGUUUGAAAUUUGAAAUCGUUUAUGAAGGUUGGUAUUUUGAGUUGUGCCCAAACAGCCUAAAGUACCGUUUCCAUGUUAAGGUGAUAGACUUUUUGGGGCGUUCUCUCAAAUUUGAGAUUAUUAUAAUCGAGGAGAGACGUGUCCUUCUAAGAAUCUGGAAGCUGGACUCUAUCAUUGUCAUAGUAUCUCCUGAACCUCAAGAGAAGAAGUGGAUAACAAUUCCUAAUGUUCAGGUGCCAUUAGUGCAAGAGUUAGCAAAGUUUGCCGUGGAUGAGCAUAACAAAAACGGAGAUGGCCUAAAGUACAUUGAAGUCUACGAAGGCUGGUUUAUGGACCUGGGUCAUGAUAACAUAAAGUUUCGUCUUCAUCUUAAGGCGAAAGACUGGUUGGGACGUAUACGCAACUAUGAGGCUGUUGUGCUUGUUGAGCACUUUUGGUCCAAGAGAAUCAAGAUUCUCGAAUCUUUCAAGUUAUGCGGUCCUCUCGUUUUUGAACCAAAGUGGAUUCAAAUACCUAAUCUUAAGGAGCUUGGCUUGCAAGUGGUUAUAAAGUUUAUUGUGGAACAGAUCAAAAUUAAAUUUGGAGAUAGUUUGAAAUUUGAAAUCGUUUAUGAAGGUUGGUAUUUUGGGUUGUGCCCAAACAGCCUAAAGUACCGUUUCCAUGUUAAGGUGAUAGACUUUUUGGGUCGUCCUCUCAAAUUUGAGGUUGUUAUUAUCGAGGAGAUACGUGACCAUCUAAGAAUAUGGAAGCUGGACUCUAUCAUUGCCAUAGUAUCUCCUGAACCUCAAGAGAAGAAGUGGAUAAAAAUUCCUAAUGUUCAGGUGCCAUUAGUGCAAGAGUUAGCAAAGUUUGCCGUGGAUGAGCAUAAUAAAAACGGAGAUGGCCUAAAGUACAUUGAAGUCUACGAAGGCUGGUUUAUGGACCUGGGUCAUGAUAACAUAAAGUUUCGUCUUCAUCUCAAGGCGAAAGACUGGUUGGGACGUAUACGCAACUAUGAGGCCGUUGUGCUUGUCGAACACUUUUGGUCCAAGAGAAUCAAGAUUCUCGAAUCUUUCAAGUUUUGCGGUCCUCUCGUUUUUGAACCGAAGUGGAUUCAAAUCCCUAAUCUUAAGGAGCCCGGCUUUCAAGUGGUUAUAAAGUUUAUUGUGGAACAGAUCAAAAUUAAAUUUGGAGAUAGUUUGAAAUUUGAAAUCGUUUAUGAAGGUUGGUAUUUUGAGUUGUGCCCAAACAGCCUAAAGUACCGUUUCCAUGUUAAGGUGAUAGACUUUUUGGGGCGUUCUCUCAAAUUUGAGAUUAUUAUAAUCGAGGAGAGACGUGUCCUUCUAAGAAUCUGGAAGCUGGACUCUAUCAUUGUCAUAGUAUCUCCUGAACCUCAAGAGAAGAAGUGGAUAAAAAUUCCUAAUGUUCAGGUGCCAUUAGUGCAAGAGUUAGCAAAGUUUGCCGUGGAUGAGCAUAACAAAAACGGAGAUGGCCUAAAGUACAUUGAAGUCUACGAAGGCUGGUUUAUGGACCUGGGUCAUGAUAACAUAAAGUUUCGUCUUCAUCUUAAGGCGAAAGACUGGUUGGGACGUAUACGCAACUAUGAGGCUGUUGUGCUUGUUGAGCACUUUUGGUCCAAGAGAAUCAAGAUUCUCGAAUCUUUCAAGUUAUGCGGUCCUCUCGUUUUUGAACCAAAGUGGAUUCAAAUACCUAAUCUUAAGGAGCUUGGCUUGCAAGUGGUUAUAAAGUUUAUUGUGGAACAGAUCAAAAUUAAAUUUGGAGAUAGUUUGAAAUUUGAAAUCGUUUAUGAAGGUUGGUAUUUUGGGUUGUGCCCAAACAGCCUAAAGUACCGUUUCCAUGUUAAGGUGAUAGACUUUUUGGGUCGUCCUCUCAAAUUUGAGGUUGUUAUUAUCGAGGAGAUACGUGACCAUCUAAGAAUAUGGAAGCUGGACUCUAUCAUUGCCAUAGUAUCUCCUGAACCUCAAGAGAAGAAGUGGAUAAAAAUUCCUAAUGUUCAGGUGCCAUUAGUGCAAGAGUUAGCAAAGUUUGCCGUGGAUGAGCAUAAUAAAAACGGAGAUGGCCUAAAGUACAUUGAAGUCUACGAAGGCUGGUUUAUGGACCUGGGUCAUGAUAACAUAAAGUUUCGUCUUCAUCUCAAGGCGAAAGACUGGUUGGGACGUAUACGCAACUAUGAGGCCGUUGUGCUUGUCGAACACUUUUGGUCCAAGAGAAUCAAAAUUCUCGAAUCUUUCAAGUUUUGCGGUCCUCUCGUUUUUGAACCGAAGUGGAUUCAAAUCCCUAAUCUUAAGGAGCCCGGCUUUCAAGUGGUUAUAAACUUUAUAGUGGAGCAACUCAAAAUUAUACUUGGAGAUUGUUUGAAAUUCCAUAGCAUUUAUGAAGGUUGGUAUUUUGAAUUGUGCCCAAUUAGCCUAAAGUUCCGUUUGCAUAUCAAGGCGAUAGACUUUCUGGGACGGUGUCUCAAUUAUGAAAUUAUUAUUAUCGAAGAGAAACGAAUUUUCAAGCUGGAAUCUAUCAUCGUCAUAUUGUCUCCUGGACACUGCGUUGGGCCGGUGGAUCCACCCAAGGUCGAGAAGUGGAUUAAAAUCAGUAAUCUUCAGUUUGCAUUCCUACAAGAGGUAUCAAAGUUUGCGUUGGAUGACUUCAACGUUAAAUCUGGAGAUAGCCUCAGAUUUGAUGGCAUUUACGAUGGUUGGUAUAUGGAGAUGGGUCAGGACAACAUAAAGUUUCGUAUUCAUUUAAGGGCAAAAGACUGUCUGAGUCGUGUGCACCACUAUGAAGCUUAUGUGUAUGUAAAGCAGUUUCUCAGUAAAAGAAUCAAGAUCGUCGAAUCUUUUAAGCUUAUCGAAAGGAAGUGUUGAAACUCCCCUUUGUAUUUUGUAACAUGCGAUAGUUACAAAAAAAAUCGUGUUUGGCUAUCUAUAAAGAAAUAGUCAUGCAAGAAUGAAAUAAAUCUUUUUCAAGCUA
Messenger RNA from Cucurbita maxima (winter squash), 3773 nucleotides. RefSeq lists its product as uncharacterized. Gene Ontology annotation, molecular function: cysteine-type endopeptidase inhibitor activity. The record is from RefSeq and is a predicted model, not a curated record. The transcript has 2 exons. NCBI's taxonomy places the organism in Eukaryota, Viridiplantae, Streptophyta, Magnoliopsida, Cucurbitales, Cucurbitaceae. Bases 62 to 3667 code for a protein of 1201 amino acids.